GGAGACAGAAGGUAGAAGAACCAGGUUUAUAGUAUUUUAUAGACAACUUGAACCUUUCUGAAAAUUCAAUUUGCCAUGUAAAGUAUUAUGCAAAACAGAAGCUACAAGAGGAAUUUUCUGGGUGCUGAACAAAUCUCGAUUUCAUCCACUUGAAAACCAACAAUGACUUCCAAAGAAAAUUUGAUUGAGUGCAAAAUUAGAUAUAUACAAAAAGAAAACCAUGCUGUCACUCUAAAUUCAGAGAAGGAGCUUUGCAUUCCCACUGACAUGGACAAAUUUACUGAACAUCUAGAGAAAGCAAAUUGGUUAGAAAAGCCUGUGGAACCUAUAGAAUCCUUAGACAAUAAAACUUCAGUUAUCACUCGAGUGCUUCAUAUACCUCUGGAAGAUGAGAAGUAUUUCAUUCAGUUUGGUGAAGAUAGACAAAAAUUUCAUCUAGACAUUACAGAGCAAACUGGUGCCAACCUAAAAUUAAAUUUUAUCGAGGAUCAAGGACUUUACAUAACAGUGUCUGGAAAUUCAGAAACUGUUAUAAAAGCUCAGAAGGAAAUUUUUGCAUGGCUUCAAAAAUAUGGUUUCAUUACAAAUCCCAUGCCUCCAAAACAGCACUGUCUUGCUAUAUGCAAUACUAGCAAUACAACGAAGCACUUAGAACAAAAUGAUGUAUUGGACGCUUACACAUUAAACCCUUAUAGUCAGAAAAUCUGUAUUAAUAGUGUUGGCACAAAUGAAGUCAUGAAAAUCUAUCCAUAUGAAGAUUUACUUAUGUCUACUGAACAAUAUAAAUGUAUUAGAGAAACAUUAAAUAAGAAAAAAGAAUAUCAUUCCCUGACUGCUGGAUCAAACAGUAAAACUAUUAACAGCAUCACACAGGAAACAGUGACAAACAACCGUAUUUUACAAUUUAGUACUAAUGAAAUAGAAAUGCUUUUUAAUAGAAAAAAUCCUCAAGUGGAUCACACUGAACCUUAUGUAAAAGCAAUAUUUGAAAAUACCAAUGAGAAAACUACAGAUGAAGAUGUAGAGAUGAAUUUGAAUUACAAUUUCACUACAUGUCCUGAUUAUAAUUUGGCACAAAAAAUUAUAGAAAGAAGAGGAGAAAUCUCAUGUACAGAAAACAUAUCAGAUUAUGUAACACAUCAAGUUGAGCCUGAAAAUUCAAGGGAGAUAUUUACUGGAACUUAUUGGAAUCGCAGGUACUACAUUUUUUCCACUGUUUGGGCCCCUUCCUGGCUUCACAAAUUUAUUUUUGGGAAGAAAGGUCAGCGUAUAUCCAAGAUAACUCAAGUAGUACCAAAUGUUCAAAUAGAUUUUACUGCAGAAGAUAAAAUUAUUAUAAAAGGACCAAAAGAUGAUGUAAAUUAUGCUCAAGAACAAAUUGACAUGAUAGUGAAAGAUCUGUUUAGCAGAAUGGAUUAUGCAGAAUUCUAUAUUAACUAUACAUUUUACAAGUAUCUGGUAGAGAAUAAUGGUACUGUAAUAAACAGAAUUAAGGAGAAGAAUGAUGUUUAUUUGUUAAUCUUACCUGACAAAGAAAAUAAUAAUUUGAUGAGAAUUGAAGGAGAAUUCUUGAAUGUUCAACAAGCUCAGAGAGAAGUUCUUGAACUUGCUGCUAUUUUAGAAAAAGAGCACACCAAAGACUUAAUCAUUGAACAAAAAUAUCACCACAAAGUUAUUGGAAGGAUAGUUGAACGGAUUUAUAACAUCCGACAGAAUUUCCCAAAUGUCAUAAUACAUUUUCCAAACCCAGGAGAAAAAAGUGAUAUCAUUCAACUUAGAGGACCAAAACACGAAUUAGAAAAAUGCACAGAGUAUUUGGAAAAUGUAGUGACAGCUAUUUUAGAAAGCAGCUAUGCAAUUACUGUCCCCCUAUUCAAACACCUUCACAAACUUAUCAUUGGAAAAGGAGGUGAAAACAUCAAAAAAAUCUGUUUAGCGAGCAAUACCAGGAUUAGUUUUCCAACGGCAAGCAGCAAUUCAGAGAAUAUUGUCAUCUUUGGAAAGCCAGAAAAUUGUGAAAUAGCUCAUAAAAUGAUUCUUUCAAUUCAAAAAGAGAUAGCCAAUAUUUCUGAAGCUGAAAUUUCUAUUUCUUCUGAUCUACAUAAAUCUCUUGUUGAUCCCAAAGAGUGUUUGAUUGGCUCAGUCAUGAGUGAAUGUGGAAAGAUUCAUAUUACUUUUCCAAAAAAUGACUCAGGCCUUCAAAAAGUCAUUAUAAGAGGCCCUGCUGAAGGUGUUGAAAAGCCACAGUAUCACCAAUUCCUCUUGAAUAAAACUUAUGGAAAUAUUUCCAAAAUCUGUAAUGAGACUGGAGCACAUAUCACUUUCCCUACACGUGAGGAUAGAGAUCAAGAAUGGAUAAAUAUUACAGGGACAGAGAAAGCUGUCAAUGAUGCACAAAUGGAACUUGAGGCUUUAAUUGAAGACCUUCAAAAUGACAUAGAGGAUAAUAUGCUUAUAAAUCCAAAAUACCACCAUUAUUUUACUACACAAAGAGCUCGGGUUUUACAAGAAAUUACUGCAGAAUAUGGUGGUGUCAUAAUAAGAUUCCCACGUUUAGGAGAAUCUAACAAAAGAGUCACACUAAAAGGAGCAAAACCUUGUGUAGAAGCAGCAAAGAAACACAUUGAGGAGAUUAUCGGUGACAUGGAAGCCAAAGUUACAAUCGAAUGUGUUAUUCCCCAGAAGUUUCAUAGUUUUUUAAUGGGACCUAUGUGCUCCCAAAUCCAACAAAUUACUAGAGAUUAUAAUGUUCAAAUAAAAUUCCCUGACAGAGAGGAGAAUUCAGCUGUCACUAUUGAUCCAAGUGUUCAGGAAAUUGGGAAAGAAAUAGUGGAAAACACCGACUAUAAACUUGCUUCAAUUUCCCCUAAGGAAUGUGAUAUUAUAUUAAUCUCAGGCAGAAAAGAAAAGUGUGAAGCAGCCAUGAAAGCUAUUGAAUCUUUAAUUCCAAUAACUGCUGUAGUUCAGGUGCCCUCUUCUCUACACCGUCAUAUUGUUGGUCAGAAAGGAAGUAGAAUAAGCAAGAUAACCAAUGAAUUUGAUGUUAAAAUACAGGUAUCAAGACCUGGAGUAAACUCUGAUAUAAUAUUCAUUAAGGGGCCUGCUGAAAAAGUGGAGCAAGCCAAAGCUAAAUUGCAAGAAAUAGUCAAUACUUUACACACUGAAAUAGAAGAUCGGACAUUAAGAAAUUUUAAACUAAUGGUGACUAUAGACCCCAAAUAUCAUUCGAAGAUCAUUGGUUAUAAGGGUAAAAUUGUUUCUCAGAUUUGCUUGCAAUAUAAUGUUUCUAUCCAUUUUCCAAAUAAAGAAAGCAAUUUGAUACAAGAUCAAAUCAUCAUCACAGGACAUAAAAAUGACACUUUAGCUGCCCAAGAUGCAAUAAUGAAACUAGUGUGUAAAAAUGAAAAAAAAGUUACUAAAUGUAUCUCACUAAACCCUCGUGUUCACAGCCGUAUUAUUGGAGUAAAUGGAAAAUCUAUUCAGAAAAUUAUGGAACAGUUCAGAGUAGACAUUCAUUUCCCUCCCAAAGGGACCUCUAAUGCAAAUAUCACUGUGACUGGACUCCCCAAUGAAGUAAAAAAAGCAAUUGGUCACAUUCUCAAACUCGAACAAUAUUUUCUGCCUAUUAUUAAAAAGCAAGAAUCUCAACAGUAG
Fukomys damarensis (Damara mole-rat) is the source of this 3654-nucleotide messenger RNA. RefSeq names its product vigilin-like. Bases 163 to 3654 code for a protein of 1163 amino acids. Gene Ontology annotation, cellular component: cytoplasm; nucleus. NCBI's taxonomy places the organism in Eukaryota, Metazoa, Chordata, Mammalia, Rodentia, Bathyergidae. Gene Ontology annotation, molecular function: mRNA binding. The transcript has 4 exons. The record is from RefSeq and is a predicted model, not a curated record.